AUCGAACAAAAAAAUCAAAUUAUUGAAAUACUAAAACGUGAUUUAACUGAAUCGGACAAUAGAUUUUUACAAGAACAAGCAGCCCAAUGUGAAGAUGUUCGAAUUUUACAAGAAAGGAUUGAAAAUCAAGUGAAAUUUAUUAGAAAACAAUACAAAAAUCAUAUUCAAUACAUAAAGUCAACUAUGGACCAACAACGAGAAUAUAGAAUUGAUAAUGCCAAUAAAGGUUGGGAAACCCUUUUCAAUAAAACAAUAUUGAUUGAAACUGAUUCAAUAAAUAACCGUUUGGCAAUGAUCGAAAAAAAAGAAAAUAAUAUAAUGAAACAAUACGAGAUGAAUGAAGAAAUAAUCAGAAAUUUAAAAUCCAACAUGAAUACAGAAUUGAACUACAUUCAAAGGGAAUUUGAGUUAAUUAAACUUAAAUGUGUAGAUAAUGUGGAGAAACUAAAUUAUAAUUAUCAAGUGCUAAAGAGACGAGAAGAAGAAAACGCUUGUGCAAAAGCUACUCAAAGGAGAAAGAUCAAUAAAUUACAGGAUAUUUUAUCAACAAAGAAGAAAAUUUUAAGAGAAAAUAAAACUGAUUUUCAAGCCAAAGUUCCUUUAUUGCAGGGUGAAAUUGAAAAGUUGAAACAAGAUAUUGAGCGUCACGAAAAAAAGGCGGAACGAUUUGCAGAAAUCCAAGAAAAGACGUACAAAGAAUUGUGGGAUUUUUCUCAAAAAGAAAUCAAUAUUCAUUUAGAAAGAAUUUUCAAAGUCGAUAGAUUCAUAUACGAAACACAAUUAGGUAUUGAUUGGCAGCCACCACCAAAACUCAAAUAUCUUGACGUUAGCAAUCUUCCAUCUUACAGUACAAAACCAAAUACACCUAGUAAGGAAGAUAGUUUUACUAUGGACUUGCGAGUUCAGAAUGAUAAAAAAUCAGUUGACUCGUACACGGAUACCAGGGAACGGGCACUGUUGCAAUUGAUUUUUGACAUGACUAUGAAAAAUAAUUCUUUUAUAUUAGACAACGAACUGAUUGAAAUUAUUAAAUCUCAUCCGAAAAAUAAUCUUAUUUUAUUAUACAACGCGAUGGCAGCAUACGGUUUGAACAACAUCGACUCGUGGCGGUGUUUAUUAUCGUACGCCCAAUCGAUGGCGACCUGUGCGAUUUGUGAAGGUCCAGUCAUGUGGCAUAGGACUGACAUAAAUCAGCCAGCAAAUAUAGAUAGUGAAUGGAAACCCAAAUCUAGAAACAAAUUAAUCGAUAGUAUACUGAUGUUUACGGAAAAUCAUACGAAAUACACGGAAAGAACCUUAUCCGCGAACGUGUCACAAAAAAAACGUUCAAAUAAUAAUAUACAUUUUUUCAAAGAAAAGCCAACACCACUUGAUUAUGAUAUCAACACGAUUGUAAACACAAAAUAUAAUGACUAUCAGUCAUUAGAACGUGCUAAUACAGACUCUGACAAUUCGACUAUCACAUUUUCCUUAUCGCUGACAGACUUUGAACAAUUGUGCAGUGAAAAUGAUUCAAACCCAGCUAUAAAAUCUCAACACUCUCUUUCUCAGGUGGAAUUCGAACAUUUUCAAAUGGAAAACGAAGAACAAAAUAAUUUUUUAGAAGCCACACAAUUGAAAUACAGUCAAAAUAUCAAAGAAGAAAGAGAUCCAACUAUUCAAAGAAAACCAUGCGAUAAUCCUAACCAUUCCAUAACGAUUAAUGAUACAGAUUAUCUUCGUAUCAUAAAAAAAUGUAUCGAUACUUCAAAAUCAAAGGUUUUAGACCAACGUGGCCAAAAUAGUUCUGAUUUUUACUUAACAAACACUUUAAGCUUAAAAGAUAUAAGUGAUUAUUGGAAACAGUUCAUGUACGCAUUUCCUGAAGAUCGUUUGAUCCUGUGGGAUGUAUUCGAAAAAGCAAUUAUAAAAUAUUACCAAACGUUACACCUCCGCUUCAAGAAAAUGAAAGAAGUUGAACAACUAGAAACCGAAAAUAUGGAGUUAAAAAAAAUUUUAAAACAGUUUAUGGACGUGGAACAGGAUGAUGUGCGAUUACAAAAACUGUGUACUCCGAAAAUUAGAAAACAACAACAAAUGACCUCUGAAAAAAAAAAUGCAAAACCAACGUCAUUCACCGACGAUUCUAACAAUAUUUGUGGAACAUCAAUGCGUAUACUUACAGUAAAUAGACCUGAUAAAAAAAAAAAUAUUAGACCCUUCACCACUCCGACAAAAUUAUAAUAAGGCUAUAAUAAUUUAUAGUGUAUACAUAUUACCUACAUUUUGAAUAUAUUAUUAUUAUUUGAUUUUAACCUUUAUAGAUUUAAUCUUAACAUAUAAUAUUAGGAAAUAAUUAAAAAUACUUAUUUACUACUUUACUAUAGUUAGGCACUUCAUAGAAAGCUACGUAAGUAUAAAACUACCUAAGUAUAAAAAUAUAAGUUAAUAUUUUUACAUUUAAUAAACAUUAUUUGAUAUUAAU
Molecule: messenger RNA, 2464 nt
Organism: Acyrthosiphon pisum (pea aphid)
Lineage: Eukaryota; Metazoa; Arthropoda; Insecta; Hemiptera; Aphididae
Product: dynein regulatory complex protein 1
Exons: 13
Coding region: 184-2223 (679 amino acids)
Biological process (GO): axonemal dynein complex assembly; regulation of cilium movement; cilium-dependent cell motility
Cellular component (GO): axoneme; axonemal dynein complex
Source: RefSeq, a predicted model, not a curated record